CUGCAUAUUUACUCCGCAUCCACGGUGAGGACCAAUGCUACCAUAAUGCAGCACACAUCACAUGGCCUGUUGCAGGUCCUCACGAUCUUUUCCUUUGUGCUUGUCGUAGCCUUCCUCCUUCUCUACACCCACACGGUGCCCUCAGACGUCAUGAAUCGCUACAUCACACUGACGAGCGUUUUGCUCUUCACCUCCCUCAGCUUCGGGCAGACGACCACAUCGACCGCCGGUCCGCCGACAUAUACAAAUCCCAUCUUGAAUGGCGUCGGAGCUGACCCCUGGGUCACUCGUCAUGAGGACUACUACUACAUGACAUAUUCGACCAACGACAACAUUACCAUUCUCCGCAGCAGCGUCCUCACAGACUGGAACAAUGCCGACGUCAAACUCGCCUUCUCACCACCUGUCAACACUUCGUAUAGCUACGACCUAUGGGCUCCUGAGCUCCAUCAGAUCAAUGGGCUGUGGUAUGUGAUCUUCACCGCGGACGUCGACGCCGACUCGCCGUCUCCCAACCAAGACAUGCUCUGCGACUUCACCUGUCCGGCAGUAAACCACCGGAUGUUCGUCCUCGAAUCGAGCACUUCCGAUCCCUGGGAGUCGGAUUACAAUAUCAAGUCCGAGCUCGACACGUACGACCAAUUCGCCAUUGACGGAACAUACUUCAACCACUCAACGGGAUUGUACCAUGUCUACUCAUGCUGGGAAGCACAGUACAUUUCGUGGCCAAGCAUGCUUUGCAUAUCGAAGAUGUCGGACCCCUGGACAGUCUCCUCGCCUCUUAGCGAGCGCGCGGUGAUCUCCCGACCUGAUCAACCCUGGGAGAAAACGCCGUACAAUCGUACCGUCAACGUUCGGCUGUCCUCCAACGAAGGACCAGAGCAGCUCGUCAAUCCGAUCACGGGACAGCAGUUCAUCAUAUACUCUGCCGCCCGUAGCGAUAAUCGAAAUUACUGUCUUGGCCAGCUUGAGCUUGUGGGUGACGAUCCGAUGGACCCGAGUUCCUGGCAGAAAUACACUGCUGGUUGUGUGUUCUACCAGAAUCCAGAUGCAGAAGUGUACGGUGUGGGUCAUGCGAGUUUCACCACCAGUCCGGAUGGGACGCAGGAUUGGCUCGUGUACCAUGGUAUGCAUGACUACUUGACUGGAUGGUCGGCGAGGACGAUACGUACGCAGCAGUUUACGUGGAACAGCGAUGGGACGCCGAACUUUCCGAGACCUGGGAUUGGGCCUUACGCUGUGCCGAGUGGACAGACAGGGUCGGGUUCGAGUGCAACUUUGAGUUCCACAGGAGGGAGUUCUAGUUCGGCUGGCGUAAGUAGUAGUGGCGCCGUAGGAGGGUCGACCUCCACAGUGUUGCAAGGCUUGCCCACAGCUUCAGCGUCGUGGGGAGCGUGGUGGCCGACGUACUCAAGUACGUGGCAGACUACAUGGUCGUGAAACCCCAAUAAAAUAGCAGAAUAGUAGAAGCUGAUAGCGGAUUAAUGGUAAAAUGUUCGACGCAGC
Messenger RNA from Exophiala viscosa, 1506 nucleotides. RefSeq names its product glycosyl hydrolase. Gene Ontology annotation, molecular function: hydrolase activity, hydrolyzing O-glycosyl compounds. NCBI's taxonomy places the organism in Eukaryota, Fungi, Ascomycota, Eurotiomycetes, Chaetothyriales, Herpotrichiellaceae. The record is from RefSeq and is a predicted model, not a curated record. The coding region runs from base 46 to 1440 and encodes 464 amino acids. Gene Ontology annotation, biological process: carbohydrate metabolic process. The transcript has a single exon.